CUCAACUUUCCCCCUCCCCGAAUUUCUCGUUUGCUGCACCGCUUACCCCACCAUGGGCGAGUCCAGACAGGAGCUGUUGGCAUGGCUUAACAACCUGCUGCAGUUGAAUUUGACCAAGGUUGAACAGUGUGGAACUGGAGCGGCAUUAUGUCAGAUCUUCGACUCGAUCUUCAUGGAUGCGCCUAUGUCCCGAGUAAAGUUCAAUGUCAAUACGGAAUACGCCUAUCUCCAAAACUUCAAAGUCCUUCAGAACAUUUUCACCCGUCACCAGGUUGAAAAGCCCAUCCCCGUCGAGCAGCUCACCAAGUGCCGCAUGCAGGACAACCUGGAGUUCCUCCAGUGGACAAAGAGAUACUGGGACCAACACUACCCAGGUGGAGAUUACGACGCGGUUGGCCGCCGAAAGGCUGCAGGUGGCCCCGUCGCUGCAACAGCCCCCCGUCCCGGUGCAAGCUCUGCCAGCAGUGCUCGCCGUGGAACCACCCCCACUACCGGCGCUGCUCGGCCGCGAGCUGCAGGAGCAGGCGCCGGCGGUGCCAACGUGACGGCUCUGCAGCAGGAGAUCAGCACGCAGAAGGAGGCAAUUGCGGGCCUAGAGAAGGAGCGGGACUUUUACUUUUCCAAGCUCCGGGACAUUGAGCUUCUGUUGCAAAGUGCUAUUGAGAUGGACCCCGAACUGGAGAAGGAGGAUGAUUCCCUGGUGAAGCAGAUCCAGAACAUUCUCUACUCGACCGAGGAAGGAUUCGAGAUCCCCGCCGAAACCGAACCCAAUGAGGAGCUGGAGACAUUUUGAGGAGGUGGUGAACGUUUUGUCAUAUUAAUAUCCCUCAUAGUUAUCUUGAACAGCGUUGAACUGGGCAUUUUCUCUUUUGUUUCUCUCUCUCUCUCUCUCUCUCUCUCUCUCUUAUUUUUUUUUGUUUUUUUUUUUUUUUUUUUUUCUUUU
Molecule: messenger RNA, 943 nt
Organism: Aspergillus ochraceoroseus IBT 24754
Lineage: Eukaryota; Fungi; Ascomycota; Eurotiomycetes; Eurotiales; Aspergillaceae
Gene: eb1
Product: microtubule-binding protein BIM1
Exons: 6
Coding region: 53-793 (246 amino acids)
Biological process (GO): spindle assembly; regulation of microtubule polymerization or depolymerization; protein localization to microtubule plus-end
Cellular component (GO): spindle midzone; microtubule organizing center; cytoplasmic microtubule
Molecular function (GO): microtubule plus-end binding
Source: RefSeq, a predicted model, not a curated record